Messenger RNA from Triticum dicoccoides, 948 nucleotides. RefSeq lists its product as uncharacterized. Bases 1 to 675 code for a protein of 224 amino acids. The transcript is spliced from 3 exons. Lineage: Eukaryota; Viridiplantae; Streptophyta; Magnoliopsida; Poales; Poaceae. The record is from RefSeq and is a predicted model, not a curated record.
AUGAAGGUGGUGCAUGAGGCCAGUCAGGUGGCUUAUAAUGCCAGCACCGCUCUGCAAACCAACGUCAAGAAAACAGCGCUUGCGGACAAGAAGCUGGCUUCAGUCAGCAAGUUAGAAGAGGAGAACUCUAAGCUAAAGACCGCUGUCUCUGAGGCCAAUCGGGAGGUCGAGCAACUAAAGAAGGACCAGGACAGCUUGACCGACGAAGUUGGAAACCUCAAGGCCAAGAAGGGCGAGCUAGAGUCUUAUCUGGGACAGCUUGCUGCAAAGUUGGUCUUGGAGCUUGAAGAACUUUGUCAAGACUUUGAAGUAGAGACCGGGUGGGUCGAGACGGGUCUCAACCCCAUAAAUUGUCCCGUCAAAGAUGAGGUUGCAAUGAAUGUGUUGCGGUUGGAAUCACGCAUGGACAACGAUGUUGCUUAUCUUGCCCGACUGAAGGCGGCGAUGACUCGGGUUGAUGCUGAACUCUGGCCUCAGGUGGAACUCUCACAAGACCUCGAGUCUGUGAUGGCUCGACUGAAUCAAAUACCUGACCGAGUGCAAGAAUGGAAGAAAUCAUCUGCUCGCUGUGGCACUGACGUCUCCCUGUCAUUGGUCCGAGUGCACUGCAAGGAUGUCAGAAAAGACAAGCUGGCGAAACUCAAGGUUGUGAACACCAAAAAGCACACUUUCUAGUCCUUCAUGGACACGUUCCUUGACGUCGCCACUCGCAUCACAGACAUCAUUGACCUUGACAGUUUCUGCAAUCCAGCAAGUCCUUCUCCUAACGAGUGAUCAAAACAUUAUGUCCCACCUUUAUUUACCUCGGAAUGCCGAGUGAUUAUGUAAUCAUUAAACUCUUUCAGGCUUGACGCCUAAGUACUUCUGCCUACUGCGGUCCUGAACUUUUGCAGGGUUUAUCUGAACUUGAAUUCCUUUGAAUAUCAUGGCUUUUAUUUUGGUUUUGAA